Molecule: messenger RNA, 1075 nt
Organism: Cuscuta campestris
Lineage: Eukaryota; Viridiplantae; Streptophyta; Magnoliopsida; Solanales; Convolvulaceae
Source: the annotation of a GenBank genome assembly
CUUUAGCUGAUCGUUUGAACCGUGUGACAUCACUGUUAGAUGGAUCUGCAUUGGCUUGGUUUAAUUGGCGUAUGCGUGGUGGCUUGAUUGAUGGUUGGGAUGAUUUUGUGGAAAAGUUCAAGAUUCGAUUUGCUCCGUUAAACACUUUGGAUUAUAUUUCUUUUGAGAAGACAUCGGCGAAGGCUAGAGACGCAUUUGUCCACAUGGUGGAAGUCGCAACCACACUCCCCGUCCCCAUUGUGGACAUAGAUGGGUCAAAAGAAUCAAGCAAGGAAUCUCAUAUCAAAGAGGAUGAUUAUAGCGGGUCUGGCAUCGUUGGCGAUGAUGGGGGUGCUAUUGAUGAAAAUGGUGGUGCUACUAUUCAAAGUGACGAGCCAUCUUACAAAUCAGAUUCUACUAGCCGAGAAUUAUAUGUGCCACUAAACGCCUCGGUUGGGAUGACAAUUGCAGAGUAUGAAGCUCUAGCAAGUAUCGAGAGGGUGGCAGAUGCAGAUAAGAAGCAGGUGGCCAACCUCAUUUCAUUUGAUGACACCAUUAAAUUGUUUGACCUAGUCGAUGUGGUCAAGAUGGAGCACCUGGUUUCACCGAGAGCAACUACAUAUGCUAUGCGCCCCGUCUCCUUUUUUCCCAACUUUGCUACAAGAGCCAAGCUAGGUGAAGAUUCAAAGAGUGGACUGCUCCUUUGGUUCAAAGAGUGGACUGCUCCUUUGGUUCAGAUCCUACUUUUCAGGAAUUUUCUACCUCAGGUGGUGUGGUCAUUGCAGAGUAUGAUAUUCCAAAAAGUGUUGACAAAGUGAGAGAUGGAGAUGGUAAACAAUCACACUCGCCUAUGUUGAUUGACACCAUCACACUGUUUGAGCUUGUCGAUGUGGUCAAGACGGAGCACCUGAUUUCACCAAGAGCAACUACAUACAUAUGUUCAGCGCCCCGUCUCAUCUUUCCAUCACUUUGCUCCAAGAUCCAAGGUGGUUGAAGAUUCAAAGAGUAGACUGCUCCUUUGGUUUGGCAUUCUCUCUCCGGUUCAGAAGCACAAGUGGGAGCCUCCACCUUGAGGACAAGGUGGUUUUUAAGGGGG